This is a messenger RNA of Rattus rattus (black rat), 1192 nucleotides long. It is a transcript of the gene Ramp3, whose product is annotated as receptor activity modifying protein 3. Bases 1 to 444 code for a protein of 147 amino acids. The record is from RefSeq and is a predicted model, not a curated record. Gene Ontology annotation, molecular function: coreceptor activity. Gene Ontology annotation, biological process: protein localization to plasma membrane; cellular response to hormone stimulus; calcium ion transport. NCBI's taxonomy places the organism in Eukaryota, Metazoa, Chordata, Mammalia, Rodentia, Muridae. Gene Ontology annotation, cellular component: cell surface; signaling receptor complex; membrane. The transcript is spliced from 3 exons.
AUGGAGACCCCAGCACAGCGGCUGCACCUUCUCCCUCUGUUGCUGCUGCUUUGUGGUGAGUGUGCCCAAGUAUGUGGCUGCAAUGAGACAGGGAUGCUGGAGAGGUUGCCUCGCUGUGGGAAAGCCUUUGCCGAAAUGAUGCAGAAGGUGGACGUCUGGAAGUGGUGCAACCUGUCAGAGUUCAUCGUGUACUACGAAAGCUUCACUAACUGCACGGAGAUGGAGACAAACAUCGUGGGCUGCUACUGGCCCAACCCGCUGGCCCAGAACUUUAUCACGGGUAUCCAUAGGCAGUUCUUUUCCAACUGCACCGUGGACAGGACCCACUGGGAAGACCCCCCGGAUGAAGUUCUCAUCCCACUUAUCGCAGUUCCAGUCUUGUUGACCGUGGCUAUGGCUGGGCUGGUGGUAUGGCGUAGCAAGCGCACUGACCGGCUUCUGUGAGGGCCUGCGGGAUGGAAGGCCGUGCCUGGCAAGCUAGAAGAAUGUCGCCCAGAGCUCUGAGAGCCUGCAGACUCUGUUUCUGUCUGGUCUGCUUUGGCCACACCCUACCUGGUCCUGUCAAAGUCCUCCUGACUAGACUGACGUGGCCCUUGCUGUCUAGCCUGCUGCCUGGUGGGGUUCAGGCUGCCCCGACAGGUGCUUCACUCUUUCUUGGGCUAGUGGAAGAAAGUGACAAACCUCACAAAUUGUACCAGGCGUGGAAAUCAUCUCUUGCUGAGUCCCACCCUCCCCGGGCUGAAUUCCCGAGUUUCUAGACAUUUCUUGGCAGAGUCUGGCCCAGCCUCAACCCUAACCCAGGUCCUGACCCAUUUCUAUCCCUGACCCUAACCUACGCUUGGGGCAGAGAGGGCAGGCAAGGUCAUCUGGAAGGUGUGGAGUCCCAAGCAGAAAGAGAGAUGAGCACAUUCUUUGUUGGACAUGAAGGGUAGUCGAGGGGAUUGGGGAAUGGAGUUGUUGGGAGUCAUGUGUGACCUACGGACCUGCCUGUCUUCUAGGCGAUCUGCCAUGAUUCUGUGUCCAGUGUGGGCUGGAGCUGUGAUUUGUUUAACCCUUCAGACACCUACCCUGAAGAUAGAGAGUGAACCUCCUUCCUGAGGGGUAUUCCUGGGGGUGAGGCACGCUCUGAGCAUGCUCAAGGGUUCUGUCUGCUGAUGUCUGCUUUCUGAUUAAAGUGUCUCCUUACACGUGG